UGAACGUAAACAUUUCCGCAUCAGGGCGGGGCGCGUGCGCUUGGGAGGCUUUCUUCCAGUAAACUAUUUACGCUGCUGUCUGCGAUCCGAUAAAGUGAAACACACAUAAUCCCGAGCUGUCAGUUGAUUUAUCUGCAGUGUUUAUUGCUCUAACACAUGCGAUUAUGGGCAGCUGCUUGACUGUAGGACCGAAUGAAGCCCUCGUUGUAUCAGGUGGCUGUUGUGGGUCAGACCAGAAGACCUACGUGGUGGGUGGAUGGGCGUGGGCAUGGUGGUUCCUAUCAGACGCACAAGCACUUACACUUGAGAUUAUGACCUUACAACCCAAGUGUGAAAGUGUGGAGACGGCAGAAGGAGUGGCCAUUACAGUCACCGGAGUGGCUCAGGUGAAGGUUAUGACUGACUGCGACUUGCUGGCUAUUGCUUGUGAGCAGUUUUUGGGGAAGUCUGUUAUGGAAAUCAAGGCUGUGGUACUACAAACGCUGGAAGGGCAUUUACGCUCAAUUUUAGGCACUUUAACAGUUGAACAAAUCUACCAGGACAGAGACAAAUUUGCCCAGCUGGUGCGUGAGGUUGCAGCGCCUGACGUGGGUCGAAUGGGCAUCGAGAUCCUGAGCUUCACCAUCAAAGAUGUGUAUGAUAAGCUGGACUACCUGAGCUCACUGGGGAAAACGCAGACGGCUGCUGUGCAGAGGGACGCACACAUCGGUGUAGCUGAGGCAGAAAGAGAUGCUGGAAUUAGAGAAGCCGAGUGCAAGAGAGAAAUGAUGGAUGUCAAGUUCAUAGCCGAUACCAAAAUGGCCGACUCCAAGAGGGAGCUGGAGCUGCAGAAAGCGGCAUUUAACCAGGAAGUGAACACCAAGAAAGCAGAGUCUCAGCUGGCGUACGAGCUCCAGGCAGCGAAGGAGCAGCAGAAGAUCCGUCUGGAGGAGAUUGAGAUUGAAGUGGUGCAGAGGAAGAAGCAGAUUACCAUCGAGGAGAAGGAGAUCGACAGGACAGAGAAGGAGCUGAUCGCUACAGUCAAGCGUCCUGCCGAGGCUGAGGCUUACAAACUGCAGCAGUUGGCUGAGGGCCAGAAGAUAAAGAAGGUGUUGAUCGCACAUGCUGAGGCGGAGAAGAUUCGGAAGAUUGGAGAGGCGGAGGCCAAGUCUAUUGAGGCGGUGGGCAAAGCCGAGGCAGAGAAAAUGAGGCUGAAGGCAGAAGCCUACCAGCAGUAUGGAGACGCAGCCCAGACUGCUCUGGUCUUAGAGGCACUGCCAAAGAUUGCCGGCAAAGUGGCUGCACCUCUGGCCAAAACCAGUGAGAUUGUGAUUCUAAGCGGCGAAGGCAGCAAAAUGACAGGGGAGGUGAAUCGCCUACUGGCUGAGCUGCCUGUGACCGUCAAUGCACUUACAGGAGUGGAUCUGUCCAAGAUCCCUCUGCUGCAGAAGAUGACCAAUGCUCAAGCCUGAGAUGUGAUCAGAUUAGAUCCCUCUUCCUCUCAAUAUGUUUUAUGCACUCACUAUGAAUGCCUUUGGAACACUAAAAGUUAAAAUAGUGAAGUUCAGAAAUGAUUUUUGAUACCUCUGGUGCCUUAAUGUUUUAUAGGACCAGAACAUUUGCAUGUACUGCUGCUCCUCAUUUCCUGUUCAUGUUUAUAUGUUGUUGUUAUUUAUUUGUGAUUGAUUGGUACAUACUGAAAGAUACAGACGUACAGAUUUUUCAUUGUACCAUUGUAUUUUAUAUGCAUGUGAACCCAUUUCAUCAGUUACAGUUUUUUUUUAUAGGACAUUUUUUUAAUUAUAUUUUUAGCUGCCUGUAGAGCAGCUGCUGAUGUUACAGACCUUACACUAUUCAGGAAAUGCUAAAAUUGCCACUUGCAUUAAAGUCUACAGAGUACUAUUUUAAGGCAGUGAAUUCUCUGGUCUUACAGAUAACUUCUGUUGUGCUUGUAGAUGCAAUCAACCAAGUGCUACUUCUUCUUCUCUCUUUCAGCCUAUAUUGUUAGCUGAAUAAUUAUCUGGAUACGAACUCACAAGUCAAACUCAGAUAUUCCUGCAUGGAAUAUUAUCUUUUGCUAAUGUUUAAAAUUGUUCGACUGACUCUGUGUUUCGUUAGUCAAUGACAUUUUAACUGUGAUGUGUUUAAGGAUUAAUGCACUGUUUUGGAAAACACAGCCAGUGUUGUGAGUUUAUUUUUUCGCUUUAGAAGGCAAAUGGAAAGGGGCAUGAUGUGUUAUGGAGCUGGAGGUUUUCUUUAUAAUGAAAUGCAGCGAUCAGGGAUGGUGAAGGAUUGCAGAGUCUAAUGUCACUGGUCUGAUUCUAGUUACAAGUCCCAGGAUGCCCAUCUGUCAAUCUGAUAAAUAUGUGACCUAUCAGAAUUUGUUAAUGCUACUAUAUUUACAUUAGGCACAGCAAAUUGUUUUUAGUCUCAAAUACAGUAUACAUUCCAAAUAAAGCGCUGAGCAGUUGAGGGAAAAGGACCUCUCUGGUAGCGCUGCUGUUUGAACCGACAACCUUCCCUGUUACCACUGCAGAACCUUAUCCACAGAGCUGCCACUGUAAAUGUAUUUGUGAAUUUAUUUUUGUCACAUUAUAUGUAUAGUCAUAAAAGUUUCUACAUGGUAUAUGUGAUCUGUCACUGUGAAAGUUAUGUCCUUUUUUUCUUUUAGAAUUUGUUAAUGUGUGUUGUGCCACGCUCAGUUGUGCUGUGAGUGGAAGUAAGUUAUAUCCUUGUUGUAUUAUUUUUCUUAUAAACUAAUGUUGACUACAGACAAUGAAGCCAAGAAAUCAGUCAUUUGUUCUUAGGUGAUUCAUUUAUGAGACUGAAAACCAAAACCACACACACACACAGACACAGUACACAUUAGUGGCAAUCAUUUUGCUUUAUUGACAGAACAUUUGCUUAAACAAGUUCAUACAAAAGAGCAAGGGAAAAAAAAGUCAGCAUUUAAAUUAAAGUAAAGGUUUUCUGCAAUCAGACUACAUCUGUUUCAGGGUUGAUUUAUGUUAAUACUGCAUUUAUACUGAGCUUUGGUCUCUACUUAAAAGUCAGGACUGUUAAAGCCAUAGCAUUAUGAACCCAUACAUCAUUUUAGAUGAUAUGUCAUUUGUAUGGCAUUUUCCUCUGAAAUGUAUUAUGCUUUCGAAACUAGGAAGUUUAUUCAAAGUUAAAACACAAAAUGUCAAAAUGUUUUGUGUCAUAUAUUAGACCUUAUCCUAAAAUGUACCAACAUUUUUCCUAACGUUUAACUGUGCAUGGAUCUUUUGCAUGUGUGUUCAAAUAAAAUAAAUGUUAAGUGCUCAGA
Pangasianodon hypophthalmus (striped catfish) is the source of this 3286-nucleotide messenger RNA. It is a transcript of the gene flot2b, whose product is annotated as flotillin 2b. Gene Ontology annotation, biological process: protein localization to plasma membrane; regulation of myoblast differentiation. Bases 165 to 1451 code for a protein of 428 amino acids. The transcript has 11 exons. The record is from RefSeq and is a predicted model, not a curated record. Lineage: Eukaryota; Metazoa; Chordata; Actinopteri; Siluriformes; Pangasiidae. Gene Ontology annotation, cellular component: plasma membrane.